Molecule: messenger RNA, 483 nt
Organism: Ipomoea triloba (trilobed morning glory)
Lineage: Eukaryota; Viridiplantae; Streptophyta; Magnoliopsida; Solanales; Convolvulaceae
Product: B3 domain-containing protein Os01g0723500-like
Exons: 3
Coding region: 1-483 (160 amino acids)
Molecular function (GO): DNA binding
Source: RefSeq, a predicted model, not a curated record
AUGGAAAACCUAACUAAGGAUCAAGGAGGGGAAGGUCAAUCUUCAAGCAACAAAAAGAUCAAAAGCCCUUAUACUUUUGAAGUUCAUGAUUUUCAUAUCUCUCAAACUAUAGGGAAUGACGACAAGGAGAAAAAGCUAAUUCCACCAAUGUUUGUCAAGCACAUGGGAAAGUUGUUAGGUGAGAUUGCAACCUUGAGACUACCGUUAGGUAAACAAUGGAGGGUUCACAUACGUACAGAGAGAGAUGGCACAUUUUUUAGCGAAGGUUGGGAGACAUUUUAUAAAGACAAUGAUCUUUACAUUGGUCAAGUUGUAUUCUAUACACAUGUUGGAGGCAUGCACUUUGAUGUUAAAAUUUUUAACAAAAAUGGACGGGAGAAGAUGUGGGACUCUGAUGUUAUUCAAAAGUCUAAUGAACAAAGCGAUAUUGACGAUAAUCCUUCAACCACUGCAGCACAUGCUGAAAGCGCUAUCAUACCAUGA